Aspergillus novofumigatus IBT 16806 is the source of this 1686-nucleotide messenger RNA. RefSeq lists its product as uncharacterized. The record is from RefSeq and is a predicted model, not a curated record. The transcript has 3 exons. The annotation marks the transcript as partial. NCBI's taxonomy places the organism in Eukaryota, Fungi, Ascomycota, Eurotiomycetes, Eurotiales, Aspergillaceae.
AUGUCGGCUGAUUCGGUUGAUAAGAAGAUACUCCGAGACAAGCGGCUCCGUUCUCGUGGCCGUGCGAAGGUGUCAUUAGAUAAUCUUCAAUAUCACGGGAUCUCGUUGCGUGGCGGAGUUAAUGACAAGCAUGUUGACCGUCUGGUGGAGGUGUUUCACGUAGAGGGAUGUACUCGGCUUCACGACCCGAACCACUACGUCCCCGCGGUCAUCUCUCCCGAAGAUCUUCGUGAUGCCCUCGCCUACUCUCAAAUGCGGCUCCUAGACCUUAUGCAGGAUGGAGAACCACGGCCCCUCUACUUCCGCGGAGAUACUCGCAUUCGCGUGUUACAUGGCGAACAUCGGCUGCGGGCUGCCGAGCGAUUCCUUGACCCCACUGAACAAUGGUGGACGGUGGUCCUCUACACUACAGAGCUUCUAGAAACAACCCAACAAACCAUCCGCGAGGAAUAUUCACAUCAACUGGCAUUCACCGAUGGCGAUAUUUAUCGGAAAAUUAGGUGGUACGAGGGAACACGCAACUGUGCACAGGUGAAUAAGUGGAAAGCACGGCUGAGUACCGAGAAGGCCAAGAAUCUUUCUCGUCUGGGUAAGGAUUUGCAUAAGGGCCUGCAGUAUGCGUUCGACGAAAAUAUUCCGUUUGUGGGGCUGUGGGAUGGCUUCAUGCUCGGAUCACUCUCCCGACUACUGCGUAUCAAGUGCCCAGAGGUAUCGUCCUGCUGUCAUUAUGUUUGGCACAUUUUUGAGACGUGGAAAUCCAUUUGCCACGACCCGCAGCUGUUCAACCUUCUGGAUGGCAACACCGUGAAAGUAUUGGAAACGCUCACACCAGAUUCGACAUCAGACCGAGCCCUGAUUGAAGCCCUUGCAGCUAACGGUGAGAUAUUUUCUGCCGUUGACAGAUCGACUGUCUUGGAACAAAUUCUGCCUCGUAUACUUCAGGUGCGGGGCCGAAUUCCGUCCUUUUUCACCCUCUUCCAAGACGUGAUCUACCUGGAGGCAUGCGUGAAAUCACUGCGCCCUCUAUUGCCGAGCUCCAAGGUCUCCUUUCGGCAGUCAUUCUACCAUUGUUUCGUUGGCAAUGCGCAAACACAAGGUAUAAUCAAGAUCCAAACGGAGGAGGGUAAUUUUAGGCUUGUCCAAGGGCAGACCAGUCUGCGAAAGGAGCUUGGUUACCUCAUGCUGUUUCUCGCAGCUAUGCGAGAUUUCCCUGUGCUCAGCCAGACCGCCCCUCACCAAUCGCGCGGUGAGAAGCAGCCCUGUAAAGGAUCCCCGGAAGAACGCCAAUCCUCCUUGGCGUUGCUGGCUCUGGAUCUUGGGUUUCAUAGUCCCCAAAUCCAGGAAUUCGCGGAGAGAGAUUCUGACUAUACGGCCAUCAGAGCAUUAAUACAUCGGCUUCGUCCAGUAGAACACUAUGAUAUUGACAUCGAGAGGGCCGAAACCUGUGCAUGGCGACUGGUCGAAGAAAUUCGUUCCUUUUCAACCGCAAGGAGCAUACGCGGUAACCCUGAAUUCUCCGGUUACAGCGAGGUACCUAAAAAGCUGCGGUGCGGAUUACCUGAUAUUGUUAAUCAUAAAAAGGACCGAAGACACUUAUUUCUCGACAAUAUGUGUGGACAUUAUCCCCCUCCCCGGAACCACUUGACAUCACUAGGAUUUCAGCGUGACAUCUUUGUCUGUUUUUUU